This is a messenger RNA of Gekko japonicus, 2430 nucleotides long. RefSeq names its product phosphodiesterase 7A (gene PDE7A). The transcript has 13 exons. NCBI's taxonomy places the organism in Eukaryota, Metazoa, Chordata, Lepidosauria, Squamata, Gekkonidae. Gene Ontology annotation, molecular function: 3',5'-cyclic-AMP phosphodiesterase activity. The record is from RefSeq and is a predicted model, not a curated record. Bases 425 to 1879 code for a protein of 484 amino acids.
GCCGCAGCCGAGCGAGAGAGGCAGGGAGCGUGUGUGUGUCUCACCCAAAGCAGCCCGACGCCGCAGUUCGCAGCCACCUGGGCCCGUUCACCGACGCCCAUGAGCGGCGGCAUGCGGCCGUACCGGCUGCGGAGCUGACUGGGGAGACCCAAGCCGAAGAGUCGCCGUUUCUUCUUCUUCCUUCCCCUCUUCCUUUCUCGAGACUUGUUUCGCCCCUCAGCCUUUCCCGUGCCUGCAUUGGAGCCCGUGGAGUGGGGUGGGUCGGGGAAGAAAAAAAGCUCGCCCGCUGCCGUGUGGGGACCCGCUGCCCAUCCUGCCCCAUUUCCAGCUCCGGGACAGGUGAGGGCGGUGUGCCGGGCCUCGGCCUGGCUUUUGUGGGCACCCCAGGAGGCGAGGUGGCGGCGGCGGUGCUGCCUCCGUUUCAAUGGAAGUAUGUUACCAACUGCCGGUGCUGCCCCUGGACAGGCCGGUCCCGCAGCAUGUCCUCAGCCGCAGAGGGGCCAUCAGCUUCAGCUCCAGUUCCGCGCUCUUCGGUUGCCCCAACCCCAGGCAGCUUUCUCAGAGACGUGGGGCAAUUUCCUAUGACAGUUCUGAUCAAACUGCAUUGUACAUUCGCAUGCUAGGAGAUGUACGAGUAAGAAGUCGGGCAGGAUUUGAAACAGAGAGAAGAGGUUCUCAUCCAUACAUUGAUUUCCGUAUUUUUCACUCAAAUUCUGAAAUUGAAGUUUCUGUGUCUGCAAGGAAUAUCCGAAGGUUACUGAGUUUCCAGCGGUACUUGAGAUCUUCCCGUUUCUUCCGUGGUAUCACUCUUCCAAGUUCUUCAAAUAUUUUGGAUGAUGAUUAUAAUGGACAAGCUAAGUGUAUGCUAGAGAAAGUUGGAAACUGGAAUUUUGAUAUCUUCCUCUUUGACAGGCUAACAAAUGGAAACAGUUUAGUCACCUUAACCUUCCACCUGUUUAAUCUUCAUGGACUUGUAGAGCACUUCCAAUUAGAUACAAUGAAACUCCGCAGAUUUUUAGUAAUGGUUCAAGAAGAUUACCACAGUCAAAAUCCAUAUCAUAAUGCGGUUCAUGCUGCUGAUGUGACUCAGGCCAUGCACUGUUAUUUAAAGGAACCUAAGCUUUUCAAAUCUCUAACUCCAUGGGAUGUUCUGCUCAGUUUAAUUGCAGCUGCCACUCAUGAUUUGGAUCACCCAGGUGUUAAUCAGCCUUUUCUUAUUAAGACAAACCAUUAUUUAGCAACUUUAUACAAGAAUACCUCAGUACUGGAAAAUCACCACUGGAGAUCAGCUGUGGGGCUGCUAAGAGAGUCUGGAUUAUUUGCACACAUGUCUUUAGAAAAUAGGCAGCUGAUGGAAAGCCAGAUAGGAGCACUGAUUCUUGCCACAGACAUCAGUCGGCAAAAUGAAUAUCUGUCCUUAUUUCGUAGUCAUUUGGACAAGGGAGACUUAUGCUUAGAAGAUGAGAACCAUCGACAUCUUAUUCUUCAGAUGGCUUUGAAAUGUGCUGAUAUUUGCAACCCCUGCCGGACAUGGGAACUGAGCAAGCAGUGGAGUGAAAAAGUAACAGAAGAAUUCUUUAAUCAAGGAGAUGUUGAAAAAAAGUACCAUUUGGGUGUGAGUCCAUUAUGUGAUCGACAGACUGAAACCAUUGCUAACAUCCAGAUUGGUUUUAUGACAUAUUUGGUAGAGCCGUUGUUUGCAGAAUGGGCAAGAUUUUCAAACACCAGGCUUUCUCAAACAAUGCUUGGGCAUUUGGGACUGAAUAAAGCUAGCUGGAAGGGCAUGCAAAGACAACAAUCCAGCAGUGGUGAUGAUACUGAUCCUGCAUUUGAAGAAAUGGACUCUGAUGUAAUACCUCAGGAAAAUCGACUAUCCUGACACCAGGAUCUGUUUGACAAACUGCCUCUUGCCCAAUAUCUGCAGAAGAGGGUUUGAGGAUUAACAUUUUUUGUCUGACUGCCAAGGUUUCAGUAUAAACAAUGCCAGCAUUAUUUAUUUCCAAGUUUUUCCUUUGAUCAUUUGAACCCAGUUUUUGGUUACAAGACCUGAACACAGAGCAAUAUCCAUAUGCCUUGGUUGGCUUUUGCAUGGAACCUUGAAUAUGCAAACCAGAGGCAUGAUUGAACUUUGAUGGGGAAAAGACAAGAUCUGUUGCUACGUGCCACAUUGUUUUGCUUUUUUUUUUAAAAAAGAAGUUUAAAAUAAGGCCUUCAGAGUUACCAUGGGACACAGAUGACUCCAUUCUCUUGGAUUUUAGCAACUCCAUUCAGUCCUUGUCCAAAAUGUGGCAAUGUGAAGUGGGGCCAUUUUUGGCUGCCUCUGGCAAGAACUGAUGUUUACAAAUGUACCUGGAAACUAGAGGUUUUAAACUAACUUUUGUGCAUGGCUGUGAAGGAACCACUAACUUAAACAAAAGAUCAAAUCUGAAA